Molecule: messenger RNA, 1894 nt
Organism: Scylla paramamosain (green mud crab)
Lineage: Eukaryota; Metazoa; Arthropoda; Malacostraca; Decapoda; Portunidae
Product: cilia- and flagella-associated protein 36-like
Exons: 7
Coding region: 316-1347 (343 amino acids)
Cellular component (GO): ciliary base; axoneme
Source: RefSeq, a predicted model, not a curated record
UACCAUUUUCUUAUAUUGAUUUGUGUUUUCUCCACGCGUGAGAUUCUGCAUCGUUGAGGGAUCUUGAUUUGACUUACAUGUAACAUACCUGGCCAGGUAAAAAUUCCAUCAGUGCAUCAGUGUGGCGCUGACUGAGGAGAGGGACAGACGUAGGGAGAGGAAGAGCGCGAGUGAGCGACAGAAAAGACAACAGGGGAAGAGAAAACACGUUCAUUUGUGUGCAAUAUAAGCGAGAGUGCCCGAAGAUUUUAGCACAUUUUCUCUCAUCUGGCAAUACUGUAUCGUUGGGCGAGGCAGAACACCACCCGGGGCACGAUGUCGACCGAGGAUGAGGAGGUGGGCUGGGUGCUGGAUGGGAUCCUCAAUUUGUUGCGGGGACCCGUGUGGUGUGUCCCCAUCCUCACCUUUAUAGAGCACAAGUCCGUCACAUUCGAACCAAAGUCAGAGGACAAAGAAGAGGAGGAGGCAGAAGAGGGAGAAGAAGAAGAAGAAGAGGAAGGAAAUGAGGAUCACAAAGGAAUCCACCAAGAGUAUAAGACACUAGUGGAUUUCUUGUUGCAGUCCUUCAUGGAUGACCUGCAAGUGACACCGGAGCAGCUGGAAAAGGCUUGCGGCAUGGCGGCCAUCACUACUCCCUUUCAAAGAAGCCUAUUGGAGCAAGUGUGGGCAGCGGAUGACUACCAUACCUUCCGCAACAUGAUGAUCCAGAAGAACAUUGAACUACAGUUGCAAGCCCUGGAAAUGCUGCAGCGCAAGUAUGGAAUUGUGCCGGAGAGUUACAAAAAGGAGGAGGACGAAGAGGAUGAAUCAGAAAAGAGAGAGAGGGAGAUAAUGGAGGAGGUGUACAGAAUCUCGGUGGAGGAGCACGAGGCCAUGGCUGAAGCAAUGGACCAGGAAAUGCGUGACCUUGAGGAAGCCAUUGCCAGGUCAACCCAGGAUGAGAGGGAAAGGCUGGACAGGGCCCUGAGACGCCCCAAGCGAGAGGAAGGAGAGGAACAAGAGGAGGAAGCAGAGGAGGAGGAGGAGGAGGAGGAGGAGGAGCCAAAGACAGAGGAGUUCUCAAGGAUGCCUGUGUUGCCUCCUAUAUCCAGCAAGGGUAGUGGCAUUGACCCUGAAGAUCUCAGGAGGCGGCAAGAGUACCUCAAAAGUCAGAGGGACAAGUUGUUGCAGAUGAAACAGAAAGAGAGAGAGAAACAGCUGCAGGACUUUGAGGAGAACGAUAAUAAGAGGCCACAGUCUGCCACGGCGGCAAGAAGGGCCCUGGACGGUGGCCUUGAUGCCAAGACCCUGGCGGUGCGGCGAGCCCUGGCUGAACGACUCAAGGCUGAGGUCAUCAAGGAGGUGUAAGAGAGAGAGAGAGAGAGAGAGAGAGAGAGAGAGAGAGAGAGAGAGAGAGAGAGAGAGAGAGAGAGAGAGAGGAAGGCAGUCGAUGUAUGUAUGAAUGAAUGAAUGAAGGAAGGAAGGAAGAAGGAAAAAUAAUAAUGAAUAAGAAUUUUUAUUGAUUUAUUUUACCAGGAUUUAUUCAUUCACUUAUUAUUGUUAUUUUUAGUAAACCUUAAGUUCCAUAAACAUGUUAAUUGUCAUAUAAGGAACAUGAAUGCAAGAAUACAAUAAAUAAAUAAAUAGAUAAAAACAUAUACUACCAUCAAGAAGAACCGAUAAUGAAUUUUACAUGUCUUGAAAUUAUGUUAUCAAACCAAUAUUUCAUUUUGCCCACAUUCACUUCUCAUGUCACUUCUUAAUGUUCGUAUAUUUUAUCCUCAGUAUAUUCCUAAGAAUGUGCAUAGACUGUUGAUAUAUUUGCAUGUAUUUUUUAUGUGAAAAUUAUACUGCAAUGUGCACAGAUUAUGGUUAUGAUAAUGAUGACAUACAUAAUGAUAAUUUAUUGUUUAUU